GGUUUCAUGUGGGACGUUGCAGAGGAACUGGGAGCCAUGUUGGUGUUUGGAGAACAUCGUUACUAUGGAGAAUCCCUGCCGUUUGGACACGACUCUUACAGUGACACAAAGCACCUGAACUACCUGACGUCAGAGCAGGCGCUGGCUGACUUUCUGUGCUGAUCAGAGAACUGAAGAGGACGGCUUGGAGCUCAGGAAAGUCCUGUGAUCGCCGUCGGAGGGUCCUACGGAGGGAUGCUCUCCGCCUGGUUGAGAAUGAAAUACCCUAAUGUUGUUGUUGGAGCGCUGGCUGCCUCUGCUCCUAUAUGGGCAUUCCCUGACAUGGUUCCAUGUGGAGAAUUCUAUAAGAUAGUCACCCAGGACUUCGCCAGGAGUGGACUGAACUGUGACGUUAACAUCAGGAGGUCCUGGAAGGCCAUCGACAACGUCACAGCAAACGAUGACGGUCUCCGGUGGCUGUCCGGUGAGUUCAGUUUAUGUUCCCCGCUCAAGAAGACGGUGGAUGGUUUUAAGGCCUGGCUCCAAGAGACCUGGGUGAAUCUGGCCAUGGUUGACUAUCCUUACGAAGCUAACUUCCUCCAACCUCUCCCACGCUGGCCAAUACAGGUGGUGUGCAAGCACCUUGGUUUUGACCCCAGCAGUGUGUCAGACUACCAGUUGUUAGGGGGUAUCUCUGAAGCUGCCAGAGUCUACUACAACUACACAGGAAACUGCCCCUGUCUCAACACCUCCUCUACGGCUACAGGGAACCUGGGCUUCGUCGGCUGGUACUACCAGGUGGUCAAGUGGUGGGGUGACCCGAAACAUCUCGGACUCGGUGGUUCGCCAUAGUGAUACCUGACGGGGCUCACCACCUGACCUACGCUACAACAACGAGUAUGACCCUCACACCGUCCUCUAGCCCGCGCCCUGGAGGUGGAAUACUUCAAACUGUGGAUCACACAGGCCAGGAAACUUACAAAUACCAGGAUAAAUCACUCUGAACUACAAACUGCCAGGCUAAUUCACUCUGAA
Molecule: messenger RNA, 1014 nt
Organism: Salvelinus sp. IW2-2015
Lineage: Eukaryota; Metazoa; Chordata; Actinopteri; Salmoniformes; Salmonidae
Source: RefSeq, a predicted model, not a curated record